Molecule: messenger RNA, 1458 nt
Organism: Spodoptera frugiperda (fall armyworm)
Lineage: Eukaryota; Metazoa; Arthropoda; Insecta; Lepidoptera; Noctuidae
Product: sorting nexin-4
Exons: 10
Coding region: 129-1388 (419 amino acids)
Biological process (GO): protein transport
Molecular function (GO): phosphatidylinositol binding
Source: RefSeq, a predicted model, not a curated record
UGUCUUGUCAAUUUGUCAUUUACAUUGUCAGAUUGUCACUGUUUUCUUGUCUGGAAAUUUGAAACAAAUUACAUUAUUACCUCAAUAUUUACCGUUUAGAUUGCGUUAUAAUUACAUCAAAAGCUACUAUGUCAGCACAAAACUCGCCGGUAAAGGCGUCGAGAUCGCCUAGCGUCAUUGAAACUGUGCAAGACUAUGAUAGUCAGGAUACGUUGUUAAAACAUGUGGACAUAUCGAUAGUGGAGUCAGAGAAACGUGCCAAUGGUACAUUGCACGUCCGCGAUCAUUACACCGUGUAUCUAAUCGAUCUGAAAGUGACUGACCCGGACUACAAACUAGUCCAAUCAAAGAUCAGCACAAUAUGGAGAAGGUACACAGAGUUUGAGCAGAUUCAUGACUACCUACUUGUGACAUAUCCGCAUGUCAUUAUACCUCCAUUACCUGAGAAGAGGGUCUUGUAUGCAUGGAGGAAGUCUGACACCACAGACCCUGAGUUUGUGGAGAGGAGACGCGCUGGAUUGGAGAACUUCCUGCUUCGGGUGGCAUCACAUCCUCGACUCUGCUUCGAUGACCAGUUUAUUAACUUUCUGCAACAGGAACAUGGUUGGCGGGAAACAAUUACUGACAGUGGGUACAUUCUGCAAGCUGAAAAUAAAAUAAAGUCCCUAUCAGUAUCAAUCAGAUUAAAAAAGCCAGACCCUGAAAUUGAGAGUGUAAAAAACUAUGGAAAACAAUUAGAGACUAAUUUAGGAAACUUUCUUUAUACUAGAUCUAAAAUAAUAGAAAAGAAUUAUGCGCUGUGCAAGCUUCACGCGAACUAUGGCAAGCUGUUCAGUGAGUGGAGUGUCAUAGAGAAAGAGAUGGGAGAUGGGUUGCAGAAAGCAGGACAUUAUUUUGACUCAAUAGCGGACAGCAUAGACUCGGUGGCAGAAGACGAGGAGCAGCUGGCGGACCAGCUGAAGGAGUACCUGUUCUACGCCAGCGCGCUGCAGCAGCUCUGUACCAACCACGAGAUGCUGCAGCGGACCCUGGAGAACGCACAGGACACGCUUAACAAUAGGAUAUCAGAGCGCAGUCGCGCGGCGGCGGGCAAGUCGGGUCUGAUGUCGCGGCUGUUCGGGACCACGGACCCUGACAUCGUGCGCGACCAGACCACGCGGGCGCUCGACUCCAAGAUUGUCUCUGACAAGGACGCCAUCGAGAAGGCUAAGACCGAUUUAGAAGAAUUCACAAAGAAGGCGCAGGUAGAAAUAGAAUAUUUCCAAAAACAAAAAGACAAGGAUCUCCACGAGUCGCUCGUUAGCUUUAUUACGCUGCAGGUGAAGGCAGCGAAAAAGAAUCUCCAAGCGUGGACUCAGAUCAAGGAAUGUCUGCAAAACAUGCCGUAAGCCCCACCAAAACGAUUUUAUACCAAAUGUACCUUGUGCUCUAUGUAAUAAAACUCUUUUUCUAUCUCAA